This is a messenger RNA of Anopheles cruzii, 1319 nucleotides long. RefSeq lists its product as uncharacterized. NCBI's taxonomy places the organism in Eukaryota, Metazoa, Arthropoda, Insecta, Diptera, Culicidae. Gene Ontology annotation, cellular component: nucleus. Bases 98 to 1048 code for a protein of 316 amino acids. The record is from RefSeq and is a predicted model, not a curated record. The transcript is spliced from 3 exons. Gene Ontology annotation, biological process: poly(A)+ mRNA export from nucleus.
UGUUGAAUUAAAAUCACCCCGUGUUUUCGUUUUGUUCUAUUUCGUGCGCAGAAGAAAACAGAAAGAAAGUGCAACUUUGCCAAGAAAGCGUGACACGAUGAGCGAUAAUGAUAUCUCGAAGAUGAAGGUAGCAGAUCUCAAAAAGGAACUGAAAACGCGCGGCUUGAGUGUGAUGGGAAACAAAAACGAGCUCAUCGAUCGGUUACAGUGCGCUCUGUUGGACGGUGGCGAUGUUCUGGAAGACACGGCGAACUCGGAGGACUUGCUAGAGGACGAUGAGCUGAACGAUGAUUUGCUCGAUGAGGAUAAGGAUCUUACGGAUCCGGUCGUCGAAGAAGAGCAGAUUCUCCUGUCACCAACGCCGAGUGAGAAAUCGAAGUCGGCGUCCCCGGAACAAUCGGCAAAGGAACCGGCCGAUACGCUGCAUUCGGACCUCAAACCAGUCCAACGGAAGGUUGCGCUGAAACGAAACAUCUCCAUCACAAAGCCAACGCUUCCUACGAUGGAUUCGACCAGCGCUUCGUCGGCCCUGCUAUCGGAAGCUCCGAAAGCACAACGGAAACCUCUGAGCGGGGGUAAUUCUGCAUCGGCCACCAGCAGUGGCAGCGAUGGUGAACCGGAAAAGAAGGUUGUCAAGCUUGGCCAGCUGACCGCUCUGGAGCGCUUGGAAAUGCGUGCGAAAAAGUUUGGAUCGACGGGGUCCGCAUCUACGGCAACGGCCUCCAACAGCGCGGCCAGCGGUAGUGCACCCGCCGAAAACACUAAACUGCAGGCACGUGCGGCUCGGUUUGGACUCUCGUCAUCCGGCAACAGCUCUACCGACAGCACGGCUUCGAUGGAGGCUCUGAAAAAGCGUGCCGAACGUUUCGGCGGAUCGGUUUCGUCCAAAAUGACAAAACUGGAGCAGGACGAAAAACUCGCCAAACGACAGGCCCGCUUUGGGGCAACAGCAGCAGCGAACGGUUCCGGUAAAUCGGACGGCUCGUCAUCGGUAAAUUAUGCCGAAAAGGCGAAACAAAGGUUGGAGCGGUUUAAAACGGCGGCUUAAACGUACGAAUGGGCUUCUCGCCCCCGUUUGGCCGAUGAAUCUGCGUCGCAGUAGAAUUAGAAUUUCAUUGAACUUCGGUCUCCACUUUGCGCGUCGCAAGUCGUCCAAUAAUUUGUAUAAUGUGUACGAUGUUGCGGGACAAAGCUUAAGACAAGCUGAGCGGCGAUUGAAUCGUGCGACAAGCGAACAAAAUACCGGAGCAGAGCGGGCGAGGGAAAGAACACAACCUGCAUUACUAUAGCUAGGGUUUGCGUUGGCCCGCCGGUGAGGU